AUGGACACUCGUACUAUGGUUCUUUAUCCAUUUCUCCUGGGUGUGGCUUCACAUCUGGGCUGGUUCAUGCACGGCGAGCAUCACAAGUUGACUCUCCGAUACUUUCAAGCUCUUUUAGGACUCCCGCCUCUUGCCCUGAUGUUACUCAUAUUUCGAGCAUGGCCUUUCUCUACCGCCUUGAUGUCCACUUUCCGGUUCACCAACGCAUAUCUGACGGGACUUUAUGGCAGCCCCCCUUUGGCCAAAUACUCGGAAUUAUGGCACGUUUGGACUGCUACACAAAGAACCCGGAAUUUUGAAGAUAUAGAUGAUCUCCAUGCCAAAUACGGCGACUUUGUCAGAAUAGGACCUUCAGAACUCUCUGUCAUUCAUCCCGAUAGCAUGGAACUCGUUCAUGGACCCAACUCGAAAUGCACAAAGGCGGAAUGGUACGAUAAUUCACCUGGACUGACGUCUUUGCAUCAAACGAGGUCCAAGAAGUUGCAUGACCGAAGGCGGCGGACAUGGGCCCGAGGAUUCAGUGCUCAAGCUCUCCGAAAUUACGAACCUCGAGUCGACGUAUACACGGACAGUCUAGUAAAGCAGGUCGAGGCACAUUCAGGCCAACCGCUAGACGUAUCUCGAUGGUUUAACUACUACAGUUUCGACGUCAUGGGUGACCUAGCGUACGGAAAGUCGUUCAGCAUGUUGGAGACCGGCAAAUCCCACUGGGCGAUCGACGUGCUCAAUGGAGGAGUCGCCCACGUUGGCACCAUUGGACAAUCGACCUGGCUUACUCGCCUAUUCGCUCAAAUGCCCAUCAUCACGCGCGAUUUCCAGCGUUUCCUGGUCUUUUGCGAAGAUAUGAUCAAUGAACGAGCCAAACAGGAGAAAGAACUACCAGAUAUCGCGACAUGGAUCUUACAGAGUCCGAAGAUGGAAAACAGUGGCUACUCUGAACAGGGAUGGUUGACGGGUGAUUCACGACUGAUCAUCGUCGCGGGAAGUGAUACCACUGCUUCUACGUUGACUUAUCUGUUCUAUCAUCUCGCCGAGGAUCCUGAACGAGUCAAGAAGCUUCGUCACGAAGUCGACGCCUUGGACGGCGAUUUCAGCUCUAUCGCUCUGGAAAAGCUAGAGUAUCUCAACGGAUUGAUCAAUGAGACCUUACGCCUGCAUCCCCCGGUACCAUCUGGCGUGCCUCGCAAAACUCCUCCCGAAGGUAUGCAAAUCGGCUCGACGUUUGUUCCAGGAGGAGUCACUGUCAAGAUCCCUUACUACACGAUCCAACGAGAUAAUCGCAACUUUGAACAUGCUCUAGAAUUUAUCCCUGAGCGAUGGUGCGAUACAUCGAUCAAAGACCAAAACCAUUCGGCAUAUGCACCUUUCUCGCGAGGUCCUUACUCAUGCAUCGGCAAACAAUUGGCAUUGAUGGAAAUUCGCGCCGUCACGGCACGGAUGAUGUCAAAGUUGGACGUUUCUUUUGGGCCCGGAGAGGAUGGAUCAAAUUUGGUGAACGAAACGCAUGACUGCUUCACUUUGCAUCUUGCGCCACUGAAUUUGAAGUUUGAGGAUCGGAAAUGA
This is a messenger RNA of Exophiala mesophila, 1563 nucleotides long. RefSeq lists its product as uncharacterized. Gene Ontology annotation, molecular function: iron ion binding; monooxygenase activity; oxidoreductase activity, acting on paired donors, with incorporation or reduction of molecular oxygen. Bases 1 to 1563 code for a protein of 520 amino acids. The transcript is spliced from 7 exons. The record is from RefSeq and is a predicted model, not a curated record. Lineage: Eukaryota; Fungi; Ascomycota; Eurotiomycetes; Chaetothyriales; Herpotrichiellaceae.